Molecule: messenger RNA, 3095 nt
Organism: Paralichthys olivaceus (Japanese flounder)
Lineage: Eukaryota; Metazoa; Chordata; Actinopteri; Pleuronectiformes; Paralichthyidae
Product: claudin domain-containing protein 1-like
Cellular component (GO): membrane
Source: RefSeq, a predicted model, not a curated record
GAAGAGGAAAACACAUGGAUUAGUGUGUUUACAACUCUCGUUAUCCUGCGCGCACCCGGCAUCAUCCUGCCACCCAACGCGGACCGAACCUAUUUGCAUUUGUCCGGCGCUGUUGUCUCGACUCUGCGGACCUCGUUAUUGUAUUAUGAUCAUAUCACGGGCUUGUGUUCGAUGCUUUGCCGAGGACUAGAGGUUGUUAUUGCGGGCUGCAGCUGCUGGGGGGGGGUCUGUCGCAGCGUCGGGCCACCCACCAUCCGCGGAAGUGGGACAGGGGAACAGAUGGCGCGUCCAAGCCGGGCUGCAGGGCUGCUGAAGCUGAGGAUCAGUCAGUAAAAUAACAGCCUGUCUUUGCCUGUUUUCUAUUCGCUGCUUCUUUCGCGAACUUGACGAUGAAACAGUGACCUGGGUGAGAGCGGGAAAGCAUCGCGGAUUCGUCGCUAUUCAUCGAUGCGCGCAGAGGGCGCGACUCGCUGGCAUCGACCUAAUCUCUUGUGACGCGCCCCUGGCCCGGUGAACAAUGGUUGACAACCGCUACGCCACGGCCCUGGUCAUCGCCUGCGUGCUGAGCGCGCUGGCCACCGUGUACGUAUCGGUGGCCAUCGGGACGCAGCACUGGUACCAGUACAGCAGCCCUACCGUGCGCGGAGAGGCCAACGUGUCGGAGCUGCGCUCCCUGUACGAGGAGUUCAUGGACGGGGAGUUUGAUGAGAAAACUUACAGCGACACCCUGUUCCGCCUCAACGGCACCGUGGGCCUCUGGUGGCGGUGCGUGCUCGUCCCUGCCAACGCUCUUUGGCACAAGGAGCCAGAUGCCAAAAUGGUGCUGGAGUGUCGAAGCUUCACUCUGCCUCAGCAGUUCACUCCCAAGUACAAAGAACCAGGAAAUCACAACAGUGGAGAGGACAUGCUGCGCACAUACCUGUGGAGGUGUCAGUUUCUGUUGCCACUGGUGUCCCUGGGCCUGGUGGUGUUGGCAGGCCUGACUGGAUUCUGUGCCUGCCUCUGCAGAAGCCUCACCCCAACCCUUGGCAUCGGAGUACUUCACCUGCUGGCUGGUCUAUGCACCUUAGCCACAGUGUGCUGCUACCUGGCAGGGAUGGACCUGCUCCACAGGGUGUCUAUGCUCCCCGACAAGGUGGACGGCUCGCUGGGCUGGUCCCUCUACUUGGCUCUCAUCUCCUCGCCACUCCACAUGAUGGCCGCCGCGCUGCUGGUGUGGGCGGCACGCAGCCACAGUCAGAAUUACUACCGCAUGACUGCAUACCGUGUUGCAUAGACUGAGAGCUGUGUGUAUUCAUACCCCACUCUGACACCCAAGAUGCAUUUUAUAUGACAAUCUCAGAGAAGCGGGAUGUGGGUUAAUCUGUGCACCUCUGAUGGAUUAACUACAGUAAAGACCCUAUCUGCUGCAUUAAAAGAUUUGAUUUUCAUCUCUCGGGGAAUUGGUUUAAAAAAGGUAAACCAGAAAUGUAUAGCGCAGCACAUGCUUGGUUAAGAGUAACAAAAGAGAGUAGAUAACUACACGUUCAUUCAACAUAUAUUGCAUUCACAUCAGAAAAGAGCUGGAUCACAAGAUAGCAGCAUAUCAUGUCUACUAUAGGAAGCCUGUCACUACCAGUUUAAAAACCAGUAUGACAUCAACAAUUUGUAGAAUUCAGUUGAUUACACACAAAUGAAAACAUCACUAAGAUUAUUUUAUAUUCAGUUUCUGCCAAUAGCUCCCUUUCACCAAAAUCUCACACACUGAACCUUUAAAUUACAUUUAAAUUUAAAAGGUUUAAAUGUUACAAACUUUGGAAAAGCACAGCUCUUUAACAGGCAGGUGUGUCUCAGAUGGCUGUCUGUCAACAUGCAUCCUGUAUAAGUCCCUGGCAUUAAAAGAAAAACAUACUUUGUACUAUAUACAGUGCGGUACUGCGUUAGUGGUAUGUGGUAUGAGAGUGUGACACCUCAACUGUUUCACUGACCUCCACUGGUUGAAAUGUGUUAAGACUUCUGCUCACACCCAGGAUGAAAACUGGGUGGGGUGGCAUUUCUGAUAAUGUGCAGAUGUCCUGGUCGCACCCAGACUUCUGCAUCACUGUGCCACGACAAACAAUAGAAGAUAUUUCUUCUUACGUUCCGUAGUACGUCUUUUACCAACCUGGUGAGACACACAGUCUGGGAAUGUGAACCUCAAUGAGAGACUAUCUUUAUACUAUUGUUGUAUCUAUGUUUCAGCUAUUAUGAUUAUUUAAUUUACUAAGAUUUAAGAAGUCCAAAGUCAGUCCUAUUAAGAUUGACUAGCGACUUAAUUGAUUUAUUUACUUGUGGAAUUGAUUAAGGUCACAUGGUGUUUUAUGAAUAUUGUUUUCUUUUUGCUAUUUUCAAGUAUGAUUUUAAUGUUUUGACAGAUUUUUGUGGCUUUUUGCAUGAAAAUCCCUCAUGUACUCAACAGUAACAGUGCUACUUCCCCUCUUUGUGUUUUGUGUUUAUUGAAAUUGGUUUCCACAUGUCUUUUGUGAAUUUAGUUAGGGAAUAUUGUUAUUUAUUUGAUUUAUAUUUGUUCCUUGAUAUUCACCAUUAUGGGAAAAAAAACUAAGCUCAGUAAAUCAACAGGAUCUAAGGGAAAUAGUUCCCUGCGAGGCAUUAUGAAUGUACUUUAAAUGCCAUAUUAUGAUAAGCUACAAUAUUCCUUUGCAAAUUAUUUUUGAACAUAUCUGAAUAUUGCUGUAUUGCUUGGUAGUGAAUUUCUAUUUUUUCACAAUGUAAAUGUCCCAAAAAUCAAUUGUAUUUAUAGAAACGUUGUUGUUACCUUUAAAAUCAGUUUCCAUUGAUAAAUACAGUAACAGCGCUCAUAAGGUUUUAUGGGAUAAAGCCUGUGAAAUGAUGCACAAUGUGUGUUCUCGUGUAUUCAGCCUUUCAAUACAAGAUAUUCCUAAAUCCCUGAAUCCACAUUAGAGUAAAUACUGUAUAACAGCUGUAUGACUGUGCUUUUGUGAAUCUACAGUGAAUGUGUCGUCCAUCCUCCACCUGAAUGUUGUUUGUGAGCGUAUGCAAAAGUGUUCAAAAGCAACUGCUGUCGUUUCAAUAAAAAGUUUUUUUGUAAAAAUUUA